Molecule: messenger RNA, 30134 nt
Organism: Xyrichtys novacula (pearly razorfish)
Lineage: Eukaryota; Metazoa; Chordata; Actinopteri; Labriformes; Labridae
Source: the annotation of a GenBank genome assembly
ACAGACGCCAGGAAACAUGGGGGAUACCGGCAUCGCUUAAUAAUAAUAAUAGUAUUCAGGGGUCAAUUUUGUGAUUUGGAGGCUCAUGUCAAAAAAGAGACAGCUCUAAACUUAGCAAUAUCUUCUCCUCAAACUGUCGAUAAGUACCGGUCGAACCUGGUAGGAGUUUGCAGCUUCUUUAAUCCGUAAUGGAGGAACUUCUCCCGGAAGAUGUUUAUCGGCUUUCCCACUGUGGAAAGAUAACCUCGUUUAACUGUCAACGACUACCAGGUGUAAACGGGGGAGAGAAAAGUGAGUUAAUAUUCUCCUGCGUUUCAUUUGACCGGCAGGAAAAGAGGUACGUGAAGGCAGCAGAGGGAGCGGCUGUCCUCGGCGGUAGAAACGCAACAAAUGUGAAUGUUGUGAAGUGUAAAUGCGUGAUAAAUGUCCAGAAAAGAGUCGCUGAACCUUGUGUAUUAGUGUGGAAGAAGAAAAACAAAGGGGAAAGUUUCCAUUAUAGUCUACUGACACUGAGCAGCACAAACAAACUGGAGCCCUGUAUUGAGUUCAAGCUGCCUUAUCAAAUGGAGGAAAAUGUGUCCAUCCUCCACGGUCCCACUGUGAUGUGGAUCCACACUGGUCAGGUCUUCUACACGUCCCCACAGGCUGGAGAAGUGAGACGGAUCCCGAUUCAGUUGUCACACUGUGUUUUUGGAGAGUUGCCCCUCCUUAAUGAAAGACUGUUUAUUCUCGGGCAAAACAUUUCAGGAAAGUCCUCGAGUCAUCAUCCCACAAGGCAAACUCUGGGAUAUUUAGUGGAGAGCGGACACGUGUUUGACGGCUCUAUGAUUUUACCUUUCCCCUACAUUUGUAUCACGCUGUGCAUCCUGGUGCUUUCAGCAGAAAAAGAAGAAAAUACGUUGAAAUCUGCUGUGGUUGCAGCAACUUCUAAUAAGCAGCUUGUUUAUCUUGAGAAUGGGAUGGUGAGGGAGACAUGUCAGCUCCCCUUUGAACAAGCUGAGAAUAUACAGGUGGUCAACACAGGGAGGAAUGGCUGCCUGUUUGUUGUGACUUUUAGCCAGGGGCAUGUAUGCACUAUAUGGAGGGAGACAUUUCAGGUUAGUAAAAACAGAGUCAGUAAUUAGAUUAUCUACAGCAAUUUGUGAUUUUUACUGCUCUAUUUAGAACGAGUUCACAUUGCAUUGUCUCACUGUGUUUAACCCCCCUUUCUAGGUGGCCUCCCACUGGUCUGGAGUCAGUUCUGUUCACGUGGAUGACUUUGUGGGAUGUGGGACAGAUCAGAUGCUGCUGGUUUUCGGAGAUCAGGGUAUAUCAGGACAACCAUUGGAAAAUUUCCUCCUCACUGACCUCUGUGGCAUCGCCUACGCAGUAAGACAAUUUCACAUUUGACAUGCUGUUUAACUGAAACAUUCAUUUGUGACGGUGGGUAUUUGUGUCUUGUGUCAAGGAUUGCCCAGAAAAUAGAGCACCUAGGACACCUUUACCACCGGAGACCCAUCUCUUAACUCUUCAAGCUUUAGAGUCCAGACUACAGGUGAACUUUUUAUUUUCUUAUGGAUCUCUGUUAUGAUAUUGUUCACUGUAAAAGAUUUAGCAGUAAUAUGAAACUGCUUUUGUGGAUUUCAGAUGAUUAUAAGCACAUGAUCUUGUUUCACCCAUGUUGACUUGCCAUGUUACGCAACAUAGUAUAUUAUAUGCUGAUGAUCUUGCCAUGAACUCCGACACAUGCAAUAGAUAGCAAUUUUUUCAGUAUAUCCUAUCAGUCACACGUACUCUGUUGUACAGAGUGGAUUGACGGUGCUGCAGGAGUUUCAGAGAGAGGAGAGAGUGAAGGAGAGGGUGCUGCAGCAGUCACUGCAAGCCCUAGCUGCUGCUGUCUCAGAGAGAGAGUCUGUCGUCAUAUCGCCUGAGCAGGUACUGUUUAUGUUCAACAGUGAGUUUCUGCCAGAAACAACUGCUGCAUUAUUGAGCAAGUUUAUUUUAAAGGGCUGGGUGAGUGUACAGUAGACACUGUACCUUUGCUAAAGUGCUGAUGCAAGACUUCCCGUGACAUAUGAUUCUGAUUAAUUUAUUUGUCUCUCUAUUUUUUGGCAUAAAAAUAGAUUUAAAAAUGGAAAAGAAAAAAAGAGCAUUAAAUCUGGAAAAACACACUCACUGCUGUGUUCAGCAAAACAAAACAAACCAAAAAAAAAAAAAAAAACAGGCAGCACAAGUUUAAAAAGGAAGAUGGUGAAGUUCCCCCUUUUCUCAUCAGCUGCAACAGUCAUUCCUCUUCUGUGAAACAUGUCCUGUGUGUGUUGGUGUGUGUGGAGGGUUCUCAAAUAUUAAAUCCCUACAAUACAGAUUAAAAUGAACUCUUCAAGUUGUAUCAUUUAUAAGGGAACUUUUGGUUCUGUUAUAAAGUAAAACCAGACUCGCAUAGGAUUUUUAAUGUGGAAAUGGAUACUGAUAUGACAUCACAUUUAUUUAUUUUUUCAUAAACCUUUUUAAAAUCCUUUUGUGUAUUCAUUCUGCACAGAUAUAAAUACCAUAAAACUUCUAAAAUACAGUAGGUCUGUUCCAAUAGAAGGUAGGGUCACUAAGUGGCAGGGUGUGGCUGCAUGUUUUAGUAAAUAAAGGCAGGUCUUAGUUGAAAGUCUAUACAUUGUUUUACGAGUGUGCGUGUGUGUACCAUGAAAUACCAGAUUUCUGAGCAUGUCAUUUAUCAACAUUAGUCUCCCACAAAUGAAUCAGAAAAACAGCUGAAGAAAUGUGUGCUUCAGUGAGUGUAAGGGAGACAGGGAAGUGUGGUCACAGUUUGUGCUGGCUGUAAAGAUAAAAGUUUUAUUUACCAAAACAACAGAAACAAUUAAAGCCUGUCUCUUAGUGAUGCCUGUGCCCAAUAAAGGCAGGGUGAGUUUAUUAAUUCAAAUAAAUAAAUAAAAGCCUGGGCCACUAAUUGAAGUUUUAUGGUAGUUAAACAUUAAUACAUACAACUGUCUUCUCUACACUAGUGUUCUGCAAUAACUGUGAGUGUUUAACAAUGAAGUAAGACCAUAACUGUGAAAGACAAAUCAUGAUAAACUCACAGUUACGCUUAAGAAUCUAAGUGGGAUUAAUUGGGAUAAAAGAAAGGCCACUUUUUACAGUGGCCUACUUUUUUUCUACAUUAUUUUUCUGUAAAUAUUCACGAAAACAACAUACCAUAAAUAUACCUGUGACAGACCUAUUUCCUCUUGAUUAAAUUGAAGAUCAGUGUCAGCUGACUGAUGUAAACACUUUAUUUCCUCAUUACUGGGUAGAAUACACGCCCCAUCUAUAAGGGCCUUCCCUACAGUCCUCCUCAUGGUGACACCUGCUGGUUUCCAACCCUCACCGUCUGCUACAAAUCUCCUCUCAUUCUUUUCUCUCUUCAGCUUGGUUUUCCCUCACAUUUACAGCAACAAAAUCUUUAUUAAAACAUCUAUAAUGUCCGUAGUCCUAGCUUUCUUCCCCUCAGUUGUUUAGGUUUUUGUUCCCUGAUUUGUCACUCAUUUUGUCAGGUAGUCAAAUUUAAAAAGGCGUCCCCCACGAGGCUGAGGCAGUCCUGGUCCAUUAUACGGCCAGUGGGAAUGAGAAAGGAAGACCAGCUGCAUGCACUGAAAAAUAAUUUCCCCUUCUUUCAUGGUGCCACUUAAUAUUUUCUAAUGUGUUUGCUGCUGUUCUGUUUCUUACCUUGAAUCCAGCCGGUGGCCUCGCUGAUUUGACUGUGUUUUGACAGAAAGUAAAACUAAAGCACUCUGUUCUUUAAUAGCCUUUAAGGAAGUCCUCUCCAUGUGUAACUAAUGGGCUGUUGUUCAAAUUGAAAUGCCUGACGUAAACCGCUAUUGCUGUCAAUGCUGUCACACACUUGUCGUUGCUGAUUACAGUCUUUACACUCCCUGUCCAGGAAGGCCUUGUUGCUCUGUGGGACUGUGACGAUGAGUCAAAGGAUGAAGGCUCGGAUGACAAGAAACACGACAUGCCAGCAGUGUCUUCAAAACCUCAAGUUGACAAGCUGUGGCAUUGCAUCGCUGAGGACCGAAUGGUUGUGGGAGUGAUACUAACCACUGACAUUUCUGUGUAAAUAUGACUUUGCAUUUUAAUUGUUUGUUGUUUCCUGGGUGUGUGGAGAGAGGCAACGGCCUUCUCAGAAGUGAGCCUUUUGAUCUCAACAUUAUCUAAAAGAUUGCACCGAGUGGUUGUCCACUUAUGUGUCAUUAACAUGGUGAGAUCAGUUAGUCGGGUGGAUCUAUGUUUGUGAUAAAGACAAAGGCUAUACUACCACCACAGCACUCCAUGCUGUCAUUAAUGAAGAGGGGCUUUGCAAGCGGCUGGGCUGCAUAAUAAAUACUCAAUAGAUCUAUAAAGUUCAAACAUUUAGAAAUUUUCAAAGAAUAUACAUGAUCAUAGAAAAAUCUUUCUUCUGUCAACAGUAAUUAGCAGAAACUGAACAAAUCGAGUUAAAUGAAUUAAACAUGCAAAAUAAAUGCAGUGCCUUGAGACUCCAAAAGCUGAGAAAAUCCCAUCAAACUUUUAAGUAACACUUUAUUUAACGCCUAUCUCUUUAACACAUUAUAAAUAUAUGUGCAAUGCGUUGUAAUCACAUGAUAGCACUCUGCAACCAUUGUUAUAAACACUCAUAUUUGAUCAUAAUGCUGUAUAGAAAUGAUCAUAACACAUUAUAAAGCAUUUUAUCAUGACUUACAAGGUCAGGUAUUAUAAUGUGUAAUAACUGUUAACAGCUCACUGACAAUGCCCACAUAGAUAAUGCAAUGCAACUGUUGUUAACAGUUAUAACAUACUAUAAUACCUGACCUUGUAAAUCAUGAUGAAAUGCUUUAUAAUGUGUUAUGAUUGUUUCUGCAAAGCAUUAUGAUCAUUUAUGAAUGUUUAGAACUAUAGUUAUACAGUGCUUUAAUGUGAUUAUAGGGCAUUAUGCAUAUAUCUAUAAUGCGUUUCACAUAUAGGUGUCAAAUAAAGUGUUACCAACUUUUACUUUAACAGCAGUCUUACACUCUUUAACACAAUAAAAGAAAUGAUUUUGCUUUCUUCUCGUUGGCUAAGAGCUAGGCAUAGUUGGAAAUAUUUAGGAGUGUGGCUAAUUUCCUCCAUCCCUUUGCAGGAUUUUUGCAAAGUACAGUGUCCAGGAUAUGAUACGUAUCAUGACAUGAUAAGGUAUCAUGAUAUGAUAAGGUAUCUUGAUGCACAGCUGUAAAGAAGUGCAGUGAGAAAAAGCAAAAGGUAGUUUUUAGACUCCUUCCACCUAAAACAAGAACUGUCAAACUGUAAUUAUUAUGUCAAGUAUUUGAGAAGAACUGAAUUACAAACACACGGUGCAUAGCUCUAUUCGACAUGCUUCUAUGGGGUUUUAAUUAUCCCUGUAGUCAGUGCUUAUUCCCAAACAAGCCUUACUUACUGGGAUCACCUUCACAGCUGUUGUUGCUGUAUUGAUUUUAUAACAUGUGCAUCAAUGCAGGUAUUGGCAGGAAGCACAAGGUGAAAUUGAUUUUUUUUAGCUACCUACACAGACUUUGGAUUAGGUUGACCUCAGUUCAUAAGCAGGUAUUCAAAGAAAACGAUUUUUUGAUCCGACUGUAUGAUUCCUGAUCUGAUAACCCAGCUCUAUGUGAUAUCUAAUUACUUGUGCUGCACUGUUUUGUUUUUCUUGCAGACCUGUAGCCGAUGUGAGCUUAUCCAUCCUGACAGCGACAGGCCAGAGCUCAACGCUCUCCGUCAUCCAGACCCAGAGCCAAGUCUUCUGGCUGCCUGCUCCCUACUUUUCAUCCUCCUCCCCAAUCCUCUCAUCCUCUGCCUCCAAUUUCCCAGAGCCUGCUGCCAAAAGAAGCAGGCAGCACAGUGCCAGCAGACCCAGUGAUCUCAACACAUGCAGACUGGCUGUGACUGCUGCUACCGCGCUGACACCUUUGCUGAACUCUGGCUGUGUCAACUGUCGUGUCGUGCUCCAUUACAUCCAGAGACGCGAUGCUUUCGCCCUCGUGAGCAACCAAACACAGGCUGUCCUGGAUUGCGGUGAUAUUGCUCUAGACAUCCACAGUGAACCACCGACUCAAUUAUUGAAAAACCCUGAGCUCAAAACAGGUAGAAUUAUUAAACACCUACCACUUGAAAUCUUAAUACUGACCCAUGCAUGCUCAUUGGUUUCUUCUUGUUGUGCACAGAUGAGGUUCUGGAAGACUUCCUAAGUCUAAGGACCGUGCUGGAUCACUGGGUCUUCUGUGUAGACUCUCCAGAGCACAGUCUUGGUGAUAUAGAUGGCUGGAUUCAGAGGAGAGAGGGGUGUAAAAGAAUAGAAGUGCAUCCACAGUAUCUACUGAUAAAUUCAGCAGGAACAUCUGCCCCCAUGCUGCUGCACUGGCGUCAGAUAACCCCUUUCCAAGGGGAGCUGUCUGUCCACUCCAGGUAAAUCAUUUUUAUUUACUGAUAGCAGAGAGAUGGUGCUGACCUCACAGUUGGAGGUCUAGAUGCUUCAGAUUGCGCUGAGCUUUGGCCACAACCAAGGUGACCUCAAACAAUGACAAGGUGCAAUUUAUUUUAAAGGUUAUCUGUGGAGUUUUCUUAGUUGUUGAUAAAAACGUUUCGUGUUCACAUUUAAGGAUACUCAUCUCAAAUAUUCAGGGUGGUAUGUGGUCACAGAAAUCAGGGUUCCUACACAAGUAUGAAAAGUAUCGGAAAUUAUGGAAUAAAUUUGAUUAAUUUCCAGGUCUUAAAAAGUAUGGAAAAUGAAAACUAUGUAUGGAAAAAUAUUUUUGUUUCCAGACUAUAUUACCACAGUUCUAAAAUACUGUUUUCUAAAAUAGAAAAGUAGAUAUUUCCAAAAAUAACUCUAAAAAGUAAAGUAUGGAAAAGUAUGGAAGUAACAAAUGUGUAGGAACUGUGAUAAAUAGUUAUCCACAUCAUUUGUUAAACCAAAUUAAAAAAAAUUAUCAAAUUUUACUUUGUCAUCAUCCCAAGACGCUUUCAAGAAAAAGAGCAGGUCUAGACCACGCUCAUUGUUUGAUGAAUUAUCAAGACCCAACCUAAGCUGGGAUUUGACCCAUCUCAUCUAACAUGAGUAACAGUGGGAGAGAGAGAGGAGUAGAGAGAGGGCAGGGGGAGAGAAAGAGAACAAGAUAGAGGAAAGGAGAGAGAAUAGGUUAGGGGGAGGGAGGGAGAGAGAGUAGAGAACGAGGGUGUGAGAGAGAGAAAGGGGACAGCAGCAACAUUAAAAAAACAGCAACAGCUCAUGUAACGGUGAAACAAAAUGAAUUCUGUUUACAGGGUUAGGAUAUGAGUAAUUAUGGACUAUGUUAAAUUGAUUUAAUCUCCUAUCUCCUGGCUUUCCAUGAACUGCAGGGUUUGACAUGCAUUUUAGCAACAUUUACAGUAGAUAGAUUGACUUGUUCUUCUGUGGUUAUUUUGCAAUGGAUAUAGAACAAUUUAAUAUUACACAUCUGUCAUUCCAAGCACAUAAUAAUCUGAUACUCAUGGUCAUCUUAGCCAGGUACGUCAAUAUGAGAUGUUUUUUUUUUUUUAAUAAUUUAUGAAAUAAACUACACUGGGUUAUCUUUCAGAACAUGUCUGAUAUCUAUGUUUAAAGCAACAUGAAUCUGCACUGUUCUGUGCAUCAUUACAGGUUAUAUAUUAAACACAAGCCACUUACUGCUGUAGGUUUAAUAUGCUGUCAGUGAGGGUGGGAAAACCUUUUGUAAUUUAAGGGGAUAUAAACAUUGCUCAACAGUAGCCACAAUAAACAGGCCACAGGCUGCCUGCAGUGUCUGCAGACUUUAACAUGUAUGUUUUUUAUUUAUUUUUUUAUCAGCCAUGUGAGUGCAGGCCUCAGCUACUACUGAAUCUGUCCAUCUCUGCUUGUUAUACUCAAAUGCCAGAAUACUGAGUCGAUAUUUUGAAGGAUUUCCUUUGGUUUGCGCACACUGACUUGUUACAUGCUGCUCAUUUUAAGUAACAGAAACUCAGAAAGGCGGAGACAUGUAUCUUGUCAAAAAUCAUGAUGAACCAUUGCCACCCUAAGGGUGUACUAAAUAGUGAAAUUCUGGCCUCUGGCCCAUAGCCUAAAAUUGUAAUGAACGCUGUAAGGGAGAGGAACAAUGUCAUGGGAUAGAUAAAAGUAAGUAAAAAAGUGAGUAAAAAACUGCCCAAAUAUGUUUAGAACAACAAAUGAACUUUAUUCUGUCGAUUCUUCUUUUUUUAAUGUCAUAACUGCAGCCCUCCUCCUUUAUCCGGGCUUGGGACCGGCAAAAUUGACUCAAUUGAGACAAUUUGGCGGAGUUACUGUUUUUUUUUUUUUUUUUUUUUUAAUUAAUUUAAUUUUUUUUUUUUUAAUUGUUUUUUUUUUUUUUUAUUUAUUGUUUUUUUGUAUUUAUUAUUUUUUUAAAGUUUUUUUUUUUACUGUUUUUUUAUUGUUUUUCUUUUUCUUUAUUUGAUUUUUUUAAUAUAUUUUUUGCUGCUAGUAUGGGUACUGGUUAAAUGGUUCAGUUGCAGCUGGUGCACUUUUCCUCAUCCUUUUCUUUUUCUUGCCCUGAAAAACAACACAACAUUGUUACUUCUCUGACCUGUUAACACCAGAUUAUGCAGUGUCAGUAGUAUAAAGCUGCUUUUGAAAUCUCACAUCACAACAUUUGUGAUGCUGCUGUGCAUAGAUUGUGUACUUACAUAAUUGUUGAUGGCUGACCAACCUGGGUACAGCCGACUGUGUUCUUCCUUUUCCACUCUGGCCAUUUCUUUAAAUUCCCCUCGCUGUUCCUCUGUAAGCUUCUUCCACUGUGAACAGACAAAAACAUAUUGUCAGAAACACACUUAUUUCCAAACUGGAUCAUCCACUUGCGCAUGAACAACACCUGGUGCACACCACGUACUCAUUAGUGAGUGUACAACAUUUCCUCUAAGCAAACUUUCAUACCUUUAAAAGUUCUUUACAUGAGACAGUGAAUAAAAAGCAACAUUAACAGUUACAGUGAAAAGAUAAAGUAAAAAUCUUUGAUUUAUUUAAACCCGAGUGAACCAUGUCCUGACACACUUACCCACUGGCCGAGGAAAGCAUUCGUCUCUGCGCUCCCUUUCUCUGCAACUUCAGCUGGUACAUUUUCUCUGUACAUCCUCAUAAAGAUCAUGAAGGCAUUUGGCGGCUUUUUGAUGUACGAGCUGUCCUCCUGCUCCAUUUCCCUUUUUCUUUUCCUGUUGGUCAAAAUCAGAGAGAAAGUUAAUGUUGUUGCUCUAUCAAACUUUUUUAAUUGAAUAAAUGUUAAGGUAUGCCUCAUGUCAUUUCCAUUCUCUUUGCUUAUUAUCACAAUCGUUUAUGAAUAAGAUAAAGUUUGAGUAAUUUGAAUCAAUACUUACCUUGAGUUGGAGGCUGUGGGAAGAGAAACAGCGGGCUCAUUUGACUUAAACGCUGUGUAAGGGCUGGCCAAUGGACGCUGUUGGUCAAAGAGCCUUUGAAUGCAGUGACACCUGCAUGUGUCCACUAACAGUGGUUUUGCAGCUUUUGGGCCUCAUUUUCAGGUCACCAUGAUUUUCACAUUUGUUUUUGAAUUGUGUGUGUGCAUUUAUUAUCAUUUGAAAAUCUUAAAUUUUGCUUGUGAAUUGUUGAAAAAUGUGUUUGUGGAUGAUUUAUUUUUGAGACAAACAUCACACAGUUUUCAAGAUACACACACACACAUACACAAGUUGAGGAUAUUUACGUGUGGAGAACACCGCCUCUCCCAUACACAUGGCGGCAGGGUUGCUCUCCCUGUUGAGAGCACAGACUCUGAAGAAGAUGAUUGAUAGCUGUCCAUCUUAGAAAUGCAGAGAAGUAUGCCGGGCUGGGGACCGGCAAAAAUGACUCAAUUGAGACAAUUUGGCGGAGUUAGUGUGUUUUUUUUUUUUAUUUUACUUUUUUUUUUUUUUUUUUAGUUUCUAAAUUAAUCGAUAGAGGGGUAUGAAAACUCGCCAAAUAUAGCAACAAGGCUGUAAGUUGGCAACACUGGCUGUGAGGUUAUGAUGUGAAUAUGUGUGAAUAAUGUGCUCCUAUCCCUGAUGUCCCUGGGUGAUGUAUGGCCAAAAGAAUGUAUAUCAUGUAGGUGAAAAUUGCAGUAAAAUGCGUAUUUUUGUGAUUUAAAGAGCUCUAGUGACUUCCAUGUUGGGUGGGGGUGGUUAACUCCAUGAGCUGCUAAACAAUAUUUAGCUAGGCACCUGGAAAGGUUAUCAUACAAAAAUAUAAUCUACAGGUGUAAAUCGAAGUCUAUUCCUUAUGCCUGUUCUGUGUUUUGGUUCAGCCUCUAUUAUGAGCCACUCUAUUGAAUAAUUCAAUUUAUUCUAGAGGAGCUCGAGAAGGUAGCCUGGCAAGAAGAAGUGGGCACUGCUCAAUUUAUAUUUAUGGAUUCCAACUUGACAAGGCUUUGAAGUGUACUAGGAUGCACGUCAGAGUGUUAUUCCUCUGAAUAUCAAAGUGAUUAGGGCUCUCUGGCAAGUAAAGCGCUUAAAAUGACAAAUUCUGCAAAUAGGCCCUGAGCAGGUAAUGUGGGUGUGAAGCAGCUAAGAGAAAUGGAAGUGAUUAAACAAGAGAUUAAGAGAAUUUAAUGAUCAUUUUCAGUUAUGAUGGUAAUGUGCACUUUCUGGCAGUCUAACGUCAACAUAUGGUUUUCUCUUUCCUUUUUGCAGGCAGUUACCGAUGCUCCAGUUCCUCGACUCCCUUUUGGCUCACCUCCCCAUGUCCUCCUCCAUACAGCCCAUCAAAGGCACAACAGGACAAGAAGCAGCUCAAAUAUUUUCUUUGGCGCUGGAGAAAGAAGCGGUGGCUCUCCGAGAAUGUGUGUCGUCUCUGCUUUGUGAAGAAGAGGGAGGGGAGGAGGAGGAGGAGAAGAAGAGGAGCUUUGGGGAGGAGAAGGGCCCUGAUCUGUGUUCCGCAGGGGGGUUACUGAAGGUCAGAGAGAUGUGGCAGCAGGACGUAGAGAGGAGCAGGAUGAAGUUGAGCCCCCUGGUGGAUGUGGGAAGGUAUCGAAAGCUGACCCAAAACAUGUUCAAAGUCCAACUAGAAGCAGAUUUGGCAGCUCUUCUGGACACCCAGGGGACUUUGUUGAGCUAAAACGCUGCAGAUGUGGUUCAAAAACCCCAAAGCUGAGUCUGUGUUUUUGGAUGUUCAGAUACGUAAAGGGGGGAAAAACGCCAACUCUUUCAUGGUCAUGUGUAAUCAUCAUGCAUGCUUUGCAGAUUUCAGCUGCACUGAGAGCUUGCCUGUGUUGCUGGCUUUGUUAUGUCUGUGUUACUGUCUGCUUUAUCAGACAGUCUUUUGGGAUCAUACAGCCUUAAUGAUACUGAUGUUGUACAGCUCACAGCUCAGUUGAUGCUUCUGUUCAUGUCCCGUUAGACCCUCUGUGUUCAAAAAAACACCCUUUAAUCUCUGCUGCUGCUGUGUGCAAUUCAGCCGGAGAUGGAGAGAGCACUUUCAUCCUGGAGUUUGUGUUCUGAAUGAAGACAACAGAUGAUGGUGGAGCGAGGGGUUAUACAUCUGCGUGGUUGUAGCCGACUGAAAGCUUUUAGUGAUUUUCCCCCCUCAUGGUUCAGUUGUUUUCUGGUGAAAUGAUGUAAAUAAAAACAGGCUGCCUAUGUUUUUUUCCAGCUAUGAUGCCGCAUAGGCUGUCAGCGCCGCAAGUUUAAAUGCCAUUCGUUCAAGUAAACAUCAAACUCCACUUAAGAGGAGCUUGGCUUUUCGGAUACUCAGAGCUUGUGGAAGCUUGACCGGUGAUGUUUCUCGAAAACGUCUGGUGGGGUUUUUCUUGUUCUCUUAUUUGGGACAAAAACCAGAAUGUGCCUGUUAUUUUUUUAAAUUUUAUUUUAUUUUUUGCUCCAAGCGCUUUUCCUCUGUUGAAGUUCUGAGUUUGAGAAGAGAUAAACUCCCCCGCUUUUGCACCUUAAAAUUCUCUCUGUUUCCCUGCGAUGGGCCUCGCCUGAACAUAACUGAAGCAUAAUUACCUCAAAGUGUCCUAUUUUAUGGCUUCUCUCAGCGUGGUAAAUAAUUCAGUUUUCUGUUAAUGGAAUUUUGCAGAAGUCCAAAAAAUAUUUUAUUGUAUUAACUAAAGCUUUUCAGCUGUUUAACAUCUCCACCCCAGCCUCCAAAACACACACCAGCAAUCAUAUUUUUUGAUCCUCUAGAAAAAGAGGCAGCAACCCCGCUACCCUUUCUCUACACACACACACACCUUUUAUCAGUAGCAAUAAAAACACCUGUCACCUCCAGCAGCAAAGAAGACUAGUGGCUCUGUAUAGUAAAUAACCGCAGUAAACGGCCAGGGAGAGAUAGAUCACAUGUGAAAACGAUAAUCUGUUUCUCUGUUGCUCUCUCAAAGCCCCGAAUGCCACCCAGAGUAAAAUAUACGGUUUGUCAUCCUUUUAUUGCCCGCUAACUUCUAUUGACUGUGAGUGCUGGGAGAAGACUGCGGGGUUUCUACCCACCGUUCAAGUCCCCUCACUGUAGAUAAAUAUCAAAGCUGCUGUUAUAAAACAAAUCUAAAAUGGAGAAAGUUAUGCAUCCAGCCGACAGCAAAUUUACCUCAAUGCUGACAUAAUUAAUGUGCGUGUGAAUGCCAAACGUUUGCUGUCAAGGAAGUCAGUUUCAGGUUGGAAAAAAAGGUAAAAACUUGGUAAUGAUUUGUGACACUACUCAAGCUGAUUCAAAAAUACCAAUAAAAUAUGGCAAUAAAUCUUUUUCUAAAUGAGUUUUUAAAUUAGUCAAACUUCAUAUGAUUUUGCAACCAAUUUUAAUUUAAAGCUCCUGUGAGAAACUAGUUAUGUGGUAGUUUUGGCGCCACCUGUGGACAAAGCAGUCUUCAUUUAUCUUGACCUCUAUGCUUGAUGAGUGUCUUCUGAUAAAACGAUCUCUUUAUUCUGAUCUUGAACAGUCAAAUUUAACAUUUAUGAUGAAUAUUUUAUGUUUAAAAAAAAGUUAAAAUAAGGCUGUUUCUCCAGCUGUUUGGCUGACUAAUAGAUAUGAUAUUCCUUUAUUCGUUCCGCAGGGGGAAAUUCCAAAUUACAGCAGCAUAAAUACAGAAAUAGAAAUUAAAGGAUAAAGAAAUUUAGAUUUAAAUAAGAUGUAUACAUGAGUCUUAUUUACUACCCUCCUGCACAGGUUUCAAGCAUUAAAAAUUACAUCUUAAAAAUCAUCAGUCUUGUUUCUGAUGUUCUUGAUUACUUGAAUGUCAGUCUAUUCCAUUCACAUAAAAACUCCUCACAGGAUCUUAAAGCGGUCUUACUUAAACGGUGACUUACUUUACAAUUACUUUGUUUUUUCCACUCCAGUGGUAUGUUGAAUAACACCUUCAUGCACAUGUUAGGUGAUUGUAUGUAUAUAAUAAGAUCAGAAUGCAUUAUAAUGUUGAACUGAAUUGUUAUCUAAUUUCACUGUGUGUCAUCGUCCGUCAAAAAGUGACACUGACUGCAGCGUCCGAUAUUAUCUAUUUUUUUUAUACCCGGUGAGUUGACCUUCCUGUUUACAUUUGAAUCACGAAUUGCACCUUUGGUAACAACAUGUAGAGACAUCCAUAAUGAUGAAUGGUGCUGCUAAGCCGUCUCUAAAUCAAUGCUGUGGGAUGAGGGCAUUGGUCUGGUCUAAGCCAGCAGUCGACUGUUAUUGAUCAAGGUCAGAGGGUUUUCUCCUCUGGACUCGAGAACUCGGGGAGUCAGACAAACGCAGACACAUGCCAUUAAUAUUGUUUUACUCUGUCUGCAGAAAUUUCAAGUAUUUCCACGUCUUGCUCAUUCGUUGCAACAAAUGGGAUUGGAUUUGUGAGAAUAGUUGAGAACAAGCAUUGUUUUGCAGUUUUGCCUCUCAAACUGCAACUCAGCUUUACUUAACACAUGAUUUUAAUACAAGAGAAACUUAACAAAUGUCCUCAUUUUGCUUCUUAAGCUUCCAAUUACAUCCCGCGGUCUUGUCACGGAGAUGUUUUCGCUGUACGUUUCCAUGUUCAAAGUUUCUCCUUUUAUCCUGCAUGGAGCCAACAGCUCCCAGCGUGAAAGAAUACAUGCUGGCUUCUCCAUUAUUAUCAACACGACUGCUGCGUAGUGAUCAAUACGAUCUCACACCUUCAAAGUAAAUCUUUGCCCAUCCUGUGUGAGCAGCAUUUGUAUGGCAGACAUGCUGAAAAUUGUAUGGGCUCACGCCACACACUGCUCCUGUCUUUGUGGUUUCAAGAUUGCCGUGCAAGCAUAAUCCCCUGAAUAAACCCCACAGAAAAGAGCAGAAUGUGCAGCUGGUUGUAUUAUUACUUCAGCACGGCCCAAACUGCUGGUUAAUUCAGAGUCACAUUUAGCAUUAAGAGAUGUGAUUUUGGACUUUAAAAAAAACCUGCACCAGUGUUCUUAACUCCAUUAAUUUCCUACUUUUCUCACACUGGCCCUCUCCAUUGCUGUGCAGUUGCUAUGGCAACGCUCAUUUCUUGCCUUUCUCAGACCUCACAAAGCAGCCGGCCCUAAACCUUAAUGAAUGACGGAAAGUUGUUUCCCCUCUGAACACCAUCAUAAGCAGCAAAUAAUUUCCCCCUCAUAAGGCAGCAUACUAGUGAACUUGAUUGAACGACGGCUGUUGCAUCCUCGCUUAUUCAAACAGGAAUAAUAAUGGACGAUGAUGUAAGGCUGCGGCGGUGAAAUGGAUGGUACUUCCAUGUGAGGAUUAGUAUAAUUGAUUAGUUUGUAAUCCCUGUGCAAUGAGCAUUAAAAAAGUAGUUGGAGGAUUCAUGCUGCAUCCCCAAUAAAACUACCAUAGGAUAUGAAUUUCAAAUUUUACUGUGAAUUUUAGUUUGACUGAGCCUUCCAAAGAUGAUGAGUUUAAUAUUAAAGCAUCCCUGAAAUCAACUUGCAAAAAAAAAGGAUAUCAAAAAAGCAACAGAAGGACAGAAAUAGAUGAUAUACAAGUACGUUCAGGGUGAAGUGAAAACAAAAGGACAGAAUAAGUCAGAGCAGAAGAGAUCAGAUAAAUGGAUGAUGACAGAUUAAGACUAUAAAAUGGCAAAAAUAGCAACAAUAAGAUCAAAAAAGAGCUAAAUAUUACUGCAGAAAAUUAAAAAGAUAAUAGACAUCAUCAUCAUCAAAGCUGCAGGAGUAUGAUGAGCUAAUUUGAUCCCUUUUAUAUCGUCCAGUUUGAUCAUUUUAUAUUAUUCAUAUCUCAUUUUAAACCUACAUUAGUUACAGCAGGUGGAGAAGUUGAAAGAAUACUGGUAAGUAACAAAUCUGUCCCUUUUUUUUCUGUGGGAGCCAUGCUGAUAUUUUCUAUUUAACUGGUCAGUAUAAACCCCAGCUGAUGGAAUCUCUAUAUGACAGUGUGAAGUCCAUUAUCAUGCAUUAAUGGAAACCCACUGUCAGAUCAUAUCUGUGUCACCUCGGGCCACCCAGCGAUCCAUGCUGUCUGUCAUCAUCCUGACUUAUGGACUCUCUGAGGAGAGGUGACUGUGUUAGUCUUUCUUUGAUCUCGGUGUAAAAAGCAUUUUUAGGUGUUUCUUGUCUUGAAGGGCAUCCAUCUUCUCAUUCCUUAGAGUGAAAAGCAAUAUAAGUGAGUCAUCUCUCCAACAAAGCCAAGUCUCCCUCUUUGUGUUUGACAGAAGGAGGGAAAAUAAGUAAAUAUAGUGCACAGUCAAUUUUAUUGAUGUACAGACCAGUAAAUAACAGUUUUUUUCCUCAUGAAACAGCAUUCAAAAAAGGAGUUCUCCACCACAGUACAUCAGCAGUGUAAGGACCAUUAGCUGCUCUGUAGUAUGACCGAAAAACAAACACGCCAUGUGACGAAAAAACAGUCCACAGCGAAGGCGGAAGAAGUAUACAGAAAGCUUUUUUUCCCUCCCAUAAACAUAACACCCCCUCCAUUACGAUAAAUAUUUAAUCAGACUACAUCUACAAAAACAUAGUCUCAAAUCCUAAAACCGAACCUAGGAUACCUGGAGUAUCUACCUGGAUUUUCAAUGAAAUUGAGAGAUUGUUGGCAAAUGACUGUGUGGAUUGAUGCAGUGCGUGUUCACAGUUUGUAGGCUCAGCUUUACACCGUGUUAAAAAUUGGAAUCCUUUAAUAUCUGAGUAAGUUUAAUUAUUUUUUUCAAAUUAAAAUAAAAACUAAACAUUGUGACUUUUAUAACAUCUGAAUAAACUUACAUUAGCUUUAUGUGACAUCAGUUAUCCAUUAAUAUUAUUUAUAUAAUACAUUUAGAGAAUAAAGGAAACAAGAAAUACCUUUGGGUGUCUGCCCACGGGUAAAAAAAAAUCUUGUGUAAUACUUUCAGUUCUGUAAGACCACUGAAUAACAGGAGAGUCUUGCAAAAAUAGAGAUGGAAAGCACUUCAUCUCACCUAAUCUUUGAUAUCUAAGGCCUCUGGUAUUUCAGAAAAAGAGCUGUGUCCAGUUCCAGAAUCCAGAUUUACAUCACACUUAUGCCUGAAACGUACUUGAAGUUUGCUUUUUGUGUGUUUGCUCGAUAUCUUUGAAGCUUUAUUUUGUAGAAACAAAGAGGAAGUGCCAUGUCAAUGGUACGAUAUAAAACAGCCCUAGACAUCCUUGAUAAGAAAUACCCCUUGAGUUUUGAGGGUCCAGCUACGCUACCUCUCCUUUUACAAAUCAGUGGAAUGUCUUUGCUCCUUGGUUGUACAGAUGCCAAGGGAGGAUUGAUUUAAAAAAGAUCAUUGGUCCAUCUUCUCCAGCAUUUUACUAAGCCUUGAGUUAAACCUUUUUCCAUAUUUAGUCAGGAAAUAUUAUGCAGCAGUACAACAACAAAAGCAUCUGUGUCCCAGAGGCUGUUCACGCAAUCUGAACCUGGGCAUUUCAGUUUAAUGCAUGAAAAUUAUACAUUAUCCCUGAAAGAACACCGCCAUUAUCCCCAUGGUGCCUCUCAUCGCACAGCCUCCCAUCUCAUGCCGCUGCGCUUUCUGAGAAUUUCUCGGGCUGAGUAAACACAUGUCUCUGAAAAAGGUCUUUACUGUUUACUGUGGAUGUCCUCAUGCCUGAUGAUUUUAUAAGUGACCCAGUAGAAGACGUUAAAGAUGAGGAACGCCAAGGGAAAAGCAGCCCGUGAGAUCGUGUCUAUCCUCUUGGCUCUGUCCACAAACUUCUUCUUCAUGGUGUCCGUGUCCUUGGGGACUGACGGUUGAGGGUUCGGGGCUGGAGCUGCAUUCUUAACAGCUGAGCCAUCUUUCGUUGGCAGACACUGACUCGUGUUGUAGCCAGCAAAAUUAAAGCGGCCCUCAUGCAUGUCCUCAUCCUGAAAAAACACAUGCACAUGUGGAACAGAGUUAGUGUAUAUUUAGUCUUUUUUUUUUUUUAAAUGUAGCAAAGGAAAUGUGUCCUUUAAAACCACUGGCUCUGUGAGCUAAUGGGAAAUACAAAAAACUUAACACAAUUGAUCCAAAGAUGGAAUUAGAAGUUGUAACAGCUCAUCUAUUGGCCUAAUUUUCCACGUAGAUUUAGUCAUGUCACAUCUGUUUCAUGUGCACCCAUUCGAACAGCUUCUCCCUGUCUCUGCUGCUGUUUCUUAAAGUUAUUUUGGGAGUUUUUCUUUCAUCGAACCCCCAGAAACUGUUCAAUUCUGCAAAGAUUAUAAAAGCCCUCUGGAGGGAAUCAAUAAUUUAGGUGACAAAAAUAACAUUUCAUUCUGAGGGACAAACAAAUGAUUUUGAUCGAGUUUCAUAACAAACCAUCAGACAGACUCUAAAACUGUCACUAAAAAUACUCUUAUUUACCUGAUGGGGGGCCAGGAUAUUGCCAUAGUCAAAAAGGAGGGACAGAAGCCUGUGUCAUUUCAAAUAGUAAAUACUGAGAUACUUUAGCUUAGAGUUAAACUUGACCUGCUGGUGGCGCAAGUACGAGAGGAUAAAAAAAGUAAACCUCUGCCACAUUGACUACAAUCUGAUAUUAAAGCUUUAAGGAACAACGGCCAAUUUUUCUGAGCAGACAGCUGGUUUAGAAUUAGGUAUGAUGACCAUACAACGUAACAUGACAUGAUACGAUUGGAUAUGAUUAUACAAUAUGAUGUGAUAUGGAGAAAAAAGAGAAAAUUAUGCUUAUAUGUUGAUUUCUGUUUGUGUGGAUGUAUUGGCAGCUUUAGCUGAUCAGUUUUGGGGUUCGCACUGAAGCUGUUAUAAUAUUCCUGUUUGUAGAAAUUGAGGUAUUGUGAUUUCCUGCCUAAAUUAAACAAAAUCCAUCCAGUAGUUUUAGAUAUUUCAGUCUUGUGGUGCAGCUGACUGAUUGACCCUGUUAUCCCUAAAUCCACAGUGCUCGUACGGCUAAAAGUUAGGUAAGCAAAUGGCAACCUUGUAAACUUUGAAAAGCCUACCUUGUGAUUCCUCCUUUGUCUUCGCCUCAGGCGGAGGAACUCUUUCUGUUGCCUGGAGACAAAAUUAACCCCAGCAUAUUCUAGCAAUGCAGCAAAUACAAAGAGCAGACACACAGCCAUCCAGAUAUCAAUGGCUUUCACGUAAGAGACCUGGGAGAGAGAAAACAGAUUUCUUUGGUUAGAUCUCCGGGUGACAGCAUCAGCUAACGGUUCAAGUGCAGUAUGAAGGUGUGCUUAGACUUAAAAUAUUGGUUUAAACCCUUUAGUAUUCAUUUCAAGUCCCGGUUCUGUUAGAUCUACCUGCAUUUUUCACCUUUCUCUUUCUGUCAUGAACCCAGGCCUGCUAAAAUACUGUAAUUAUAAUUAGUGUUUGCUAACAAGUGUAUCAGAGCUGCCAGGAAUGUCAGCAACUGCAUAAACUCACACAGUGGGAAAUAAUCACUGCCUUAAUUUACCAGCAAAGGGGAAACAGUAGCUUUAGUUUGUACCUUUUGCACUGGUUUUGAUGUGUCUUUUGAAACAGUGAGGAGGAAGUUGAAAGCCUUUCCUGCUCAUCAGUGAGACCGGCUAACGUCAUGACAGCUGAUUAGCAUGAAAAGAAAACAACUCAGCUAUUUCAGGGCAUAUAAAGCGUUUUGAGAUACACUUGUCCGUAUUGAGGCUCUCAAAGGCUUCUCUUUAAAUAUUUAUCAGUAUGCGUGUCUUUUAUGAGAGCACCUCUGACAUGGUCUAGGCAUUAUAUGCUGAUGUGCUGAUUGAUCAUCAAGAUCUGCUCUUGCUGCUCACAGGUACCCUUCACUAUAUUUGCACAGCAAUUUAAUCUGAUGGAAAAAAAGCGAGGCUGUCAGUAAUACACACCGACAUUGUCACAGCUGUAAUGCAAAUGUUUAAUGCAAAACACAUUUAUGGUGUAAUCAUCUUAGAAAUAAUGGGUUUCACACCCACCGGAGAUGAUGUGGCUGCCUUCACAUUACGCGGAGAUAACAGUGUGUCAUUCCAAGUACCUCAAACAAUCAAAGCACCCUAUCAUUUAUUUCACUGAUUACUGGUGUUGUCAUCAUCUCAUUUAGAUUUUUGUUUUGUCUGCAUAUUGCCUGAAUUUCAACACUGUCUCUGUCCGUCAAAUACUGUCAUCAUCGUGCCUUACAGUUACAGAGGAACAAAUAAAUGUUGAAUGUAAGAGCCUGAGUCCUGAACACUUACAGUAACAACAGUAUAGUAAUAGUGAGUCCUGUUACAAACAAAUGUUCAUCUUCAUGUACGGUUAGAUGUAUUUUUCCACUUACGAUUAUAACACACAGCACAGAGACCAAACAGAUCUCGAAUUAACUUGAUUUAUAUUUUCACUUUUCUAAAAUUAUCUGUCAUGAAUCCUUCCUGGUCCCCUAAUUCAUUCAUUUCUUCUCUCUGCCCUGUUUUCCCUGCCAGUUUUAUCACCUGCUCCCCAGCCCUGCUGCUAACUCAAGUUGUAUUUACACUGUCCAACUCUCACCAGUGUCCUGCCAGAUUGGCUUCUGCAUUAAGCUAAGCCUGAACCCCUGGCUGAUUUUCAGACUUUAUUUCUUUGCCUGCCCUGUGCCUGGAUUUUAAGAUGUUGGUCAGAGUCUGUAUCAAAAUAUACCUGACAAAUCUUCAAACAAAGCAAUUGUCGAGUCUGUGGAUGGGAUAUAAAAAAUCUCCAUGCAUUUAUAAUACACUGUAAUAUUCAUGUUAUUCUUAUAUUCUUAAAAUCUGCAUAGUCUUGUACCUUAAUAUUGCAGUUUGAUUAGAAAUAACAUCAUUCAGACCAACAGACUUGUGUUACUUGUGUUUCUGCUGCAUUGUAGACCUGCAAUCUUUUUUUCCCCAGCUGAGACAACUAAAGAAAAAGCUUACCUUUGGAAGAGAAGCUCUGGAGCCGGAGCUUUGAGUAGUCAUGGUAAGCACAGUGGUGAUGCCCAGCGCCACUCUGGCAGGAGCAGCAUCCAUAUUAAUCCAGAAGGACACCCAGGAGAGGAUGACAAUGAGGAGGGAGGGGAUGUACAUCUGGAUCAGGUAGUAUCCCAUCUGUCGCUCCAGGUGAAAUUUCACUUCUAUGCAGGUAAAUUUACCUGUUCAACAGUGUAAAGUUUAGUUUGGCUUACAAACAAGGAGUGUCAGCUGUAUAAUGUAUUUGUUUGUUUUUUUGUUUGUGUAUCCUCCUACCAGUGUUGUAGUGUUUUGUACAGUAGCCCAGCUCCUUCUCCUCCCUCAUAAUGAACUGAGGCAGAGUGAGCCCAUCGGACACCUGCACCGCUCCGUUCUCCAGCCACUCAAAGACCAAGUCGUUCAUGGUGUAGCCGACUUCAGACAGAAAGCGAAAGGUGAAUCAAAAUGAAGAAAGUCAGAAAAUAUUUUAAAGAGUCAAUGUUCAAGUCUGUUACAUGCUUAAAAGAGGCAAAGAUAUCUUUUUGUUAGUCUGAUAUCAAUUGCUUCUGUCUUCGCCCCUGUUGGUCACAUAAGAAAACCUUUAGCUGUGUCGUAUUUUCAGUACUUAAUGAGUUUUAUAUUGAGAAGAAAGGGUAAAGUUUUAUGAUUAUUCACUGAGUGCUUCCAGUGUUGUGAUUACAAAGGAGUUUAAGGUAAAAUCUUUGUUUUUUAAUUAAGCUUGAACCGUGCCAAAAUAUUCUACUCACGGCUUUUCUUCUGUUUGUUAAAUAUGUAACUAGUGCUGCAAAAAAAAUGGACUUCCACUUUCAUUAUUAUCAUUCCCUCCCUCUUAUAAAGAUUCCUCUCCAUUCUCCAGAAGCAUCUCCAGAAACACUUACAACUCUCCAGUUGCAUCGUACAAGUUUGGACAUCCAUCGGAAAGUUCUUCAGAUCCAUCGGGCAGGACAGAAUGAGAGUCAACCUGCAAUGCAAGACACAUUUUUAUGGUAAGACUCAUUGAACAAACUAGAUUACUUGAUUCUGUAAGAAAUGUAUGUGUUAAGUCUUGCUCUAGUGGUUGAACACAUGAGCUGAAAUCAUAUUAAACCACAAUUGGCCCCUUUUCUGCAGCAACCUCUGUAGUGUGUACUUUUUUGUCCUAUGUGAUACCCUCUGACAUAUCAUGUCUUUUGGGCUGAACUUUGGGCAUGUCACGUUGGAUUCCCUUCAGCAGGUUUCUAUCACACUUUCAUUACAGCGAGGUAUUGUUUCUGUGAUGCAUUGUGGUCCCCGUCCUCUCUCUCUGUCUGUUCUCCCAUGAAUGGAAAGAGUGGCUAACCACCUUUCAUCUCUGCCGUUGACCCGCUCUGCCUCCACACCUGAGCACCGCUCGGCCUGAAGCCGCUCCCCAAAUGGACUCAAAAUUGAUCUGCUUCAUGUCGCAUCACAGCAGAGAAAAUUGAAUGCGGUGUGAGAUUGAAGUUGUAUUGAAAUGAAAUGAAACAUAUUUUCAUAUUUUGUUCUGGGUUUAGCUCAAAUUUUAGGCCUUUAAAAUGUCAUCCAUGCUGAAUAGGGCUGGAUGUUUCAGGCUUGUCCACAGUGCGUUUUUGUUGAAAGACCUACAUUCUGCGUUUGGGGACACCAAUAUGAAAUGAACUCGCUCUUCUCUUUGGGAUUUCAACAAUGCCCCUGAGAUAAGCUUGCACUCCUCCAAUCACUGCUCCUGUAUUGAAAAUCUACAUUGCACACUGGGACGUUCUGUAGUUCAGUGAAUUAUGCCAUUUCAAAGGGGCAAUCAUAAUGAGAUCAAAUCCAUUUAUAACUGUGUCUUUUACAUUGUGGGUCUUUGAUGUUCAAGAGGAAGUGUAAGAAAAGCAAUAAGUGAAAUGUCCCGAGGUGGUCUAUGCAUCAGGGCUUUUGGUUCUCUGCAGCAUAAUUUUCACCCAGCACUGAUUCCUACCUCAGCUUCAGUCCUCCAGCACCAAAAUAUUACAGCCACAACUAACUAUAAAAAUUUUGAAUAAUCUCUUGCCUUUGAAAAAUGACCAUCUCAACGCCUGGAGCCAUUUCAAAAAAAUAUAAUACAAUAGCAGAAGGAGAAUUAAAUAAAUUGCAGUCACACCAGUUGCAGAAUAAUUUGCCUUUCACUUGCCAUAACCAUCUGGUAUGAAAACCAAUAUCUUUAUACUUUUACUCGUUUUAUUUUAGAUUCUAUCAGUAGUGAAAGCACGUCCAGCUCUUCACCUGAUACUGUAGAGGACUGUCCCAUCUUUGAAGAUUCGUAGCAGUUUAUUAUCUGUAGUCACAUCAUGAAAGUUGGCUCCUUUCUCGUUGGCAAAGAAGAGGUCGGGCUUCCAUAUGGAGUCCAACAUGGAGGGGUCCAGGUCGAGGGAGGAAUCUGGGUAUUUACUAUACGCCAGCCGAGGGUCAUUCCACUUCUGCCGCAGGAAGAUGUUCACUCUGUAAUCCUGCAGAGAAGACAAGCAGCUUUGCAUAUUUUAAAACUCACAGAUUGGGGUUAUUAGAAGCAUGCGGUCUGUCAUCAAUAUUGUUAUUUUAAAUCAGUAUCCUCCUUUUGAGGAGGUAAACUAAAAUAUUGCAACAAAGUUCUUUACGAGUUUUCAUCUGCAGAAAUGUGUCUAUGACAGAGAUUGAAUUGGCAUGUAGUCCAGCUUUCAAACAGUAAAAUAUAUAUGUAGUAUGAAGUAAAGUCAAAGCACAGUCCUGUAAUAUGAAUAUCAUAACAUGGAGACGGAUAACAUGGAUGAUGAGAAAAUAAUACAUUCCAAUGAAAUGCACCAUAACUAAGCAUAUAUCCUCUUAAAUGUCAUACCCACGUUCACAUGGCCAGUCGGGUGAUUAUUUAAUGCUGCAAGAGGCAUCAAAAACUGACCUUUGAGUAACUUUUCAUAUCAAUCUCUAUUAUGUUGAGCUAAUGAGUUUAUAAGAUGUAGUGGCUGAUGAGGAAAACUCCGCAUUUGGUUGUAAACUGAGCACCACAAAGCGGAGUUGCUCGCUGUAAUUGAUAUGUCAUGAUGAUGUGAGAUCCUUGUGUAGUUUGACUUUUCAGCGUAUUGGCGGUUCCAAAUAUUUGCCUGCGUGUCUAAAGCCGUGUAAUUCCUUGGCAAUCUCAUGAGCUGCAGCUCCUGUGCAAAUUAACAUCCUUCAUUCAUGAUCUAAGUGGUUAUUAUCACUCAUUAUGAAUCCUUUGAUCGUGAUGAGUUUCAAUGCAGCCUUGUAGGUUUUAUAUUUUUACCCCUCAGGCAGUUUAACGCCUUCACACAUUGCAUACUACAGAUUGGUUUGUUAGAAAGCCCAGCCCCCAAUACUCUGUUACAGGCUGCUUACUGGUUUGGAUUUGCUGCAUGAAUUAUUAAACCUGGACUAACACAUGCACAGGAGGCGUAAGAGAAAAUACUGGCGGAUAACCGCAAACCAAGCGCCUCAUUCAUUAUCACUGUGGGCCACAUGGACCCGCCAAUAAGCCCCUUGAUGGCAAAAACAAAGUAAGAGUAAAGAGUAAAAUAACAAAAACCAGGAUGAAUCAUUUAUAACCUUUUAAUAUGGGUCAACAAAACAUUUCCAAUCCCAACGCUCCACUCACCAUUGUAGUUUCUGCUAUAGAACCAAAGCUGUUGAUAAAUAUGUUGCAGGUAACAUUAACUGGUGGACCUGCAGGUUGAGGGAUAGAUAACACAUUGACACAUAGUAGAGAAUCAGACAAAAGGCCAAAGGAAGAACUCACCAUAGUGGUCUCUGUGACAGAGCCGAAACUGUUGAUAAAAAUAUUGCAUGUAACGUUUACGGAGGGACCUGUGAAAUGGAAUGACAAUGACAUGAGAGGAAAAAAGCCUUAAACCACAUUAUUGAGGCCUGAGUUUGUUUGGAGAGGUGGAGAUGUUUGAGGAGGCAAGCAGCUGUUUGAAGGUGUAGGGCUACAUGCAUUCAUACACUCAAGCACUGGAAGCUCCGUGAGUGGAUGGUGACAUACUGCAUGCUCUGAUAAAUCAUACUGAACCUGAGAAGACCUGUGUUGGCAUUGGUAUGGUUUAAAAUAUGUAUUAAGAUUAUUUCUUUAUUUAUUGUUUUACUUUUACACAUUUUACUGAGUGGCUUUCAGAGAUUUGAGACUAACUUGGACUUUUUACAGAUUAGUUUGACCUAAAGGGGCAGGGGGAAAAAAGCAGACAUCUGUUGGACACCCACAUUUUCACCUGAAGGCAAUUGGCAGCACAUUUUUUAAUAGGCUGGGGUUUUGUAGCAAAGCACUGAAAAAAUCGAUUUUCCUUAUUUGUGACUAAUCGGUUCUGUAUUGUGGACUAUUUGAUGUUAGUUUAUCAUAAAUGCUUGUUUCAAAUGAUAAAGUCUGCUUCUGUUCGGCUAAUCUUUUGGAGUUAAUGCAAACACUCGUGCAUUUUCUGCCUUUAGAUCUUAAACAGUUAAAGUUAUUGUGCACACACUGGCGAAUGCAUGCACACUAGCAGUAGUUAAGAUGUGCUGUGAUUAUCUCUAUCUCGCGAACGAGUCUAUUAACAGAAAAUUAUGCAGCUAUUUUGACUGUAAAUCAAUCUUUUACUGCUUUAAAAAAGCCAAGAUGCACUUGUCAUUACUUGAUCAAUGUUCUGGGUAGGUUAUUCAAUAAUAGUCAUACCUGACAGUUAUAGCUCAAUAGUGAUUUAUUAAAUAUUGUAUAAAAUUGGAGCAUUUUAUAUUCAACAGUGUGUGUAACAAGUUCACAGCAUGCUCUGAUUUGUGGUAAAGUUUUAAUAUCCACAGUGCAGCCUGAACUUUAGGGCAUAUUAUGAAGUUACUAUUAAAAGUCACAGCAAAUCAUUUCUUCCUCUGCCUGAUAAGUGUAGGCCUUGUAAGCCCUUCCCAGUGCCCUUCCCCUGUGCUUUUCUCAUCAAUAUUGCAUAGCACUUGGUGUUAAUAUUUGCCUCAGUUUGUCGUCAGGUAGCUGCAUUUAACAGCAGAAGCAGAAAAAAAAUAAAGCGGCACUUCCUCACAACAAACUCAGCACGAAAAAACUAGGUCAGCCUUCAGAAAAUACAGUUCAACACUGCACUUCAAAGUCUGACUCGCAGGUUUGCAGUCGGAAUCGUCUGUUUACAUCGCAGUGGGUUCAUGCAAAAGUGUUUGUUUUCCAGCCAUAAGAUCCUGUCUGGAGCUUUAUCUGGCCUGGAAUACAAAGAGAAUGCAAAUGUAAACACCAACGUAGUGUUUCCCUCCUUUAAUCCAUGUGUGCUUCUGCUCUCAUUAUUAUCUAGAAACAGUUGCUUUCCCUUCAUCCUUCCUCCUGAAAAUGCCAGCCAGUGCUACACAGCAGGUCCUCCUCCCAUCUUAAGCUUAUUCCAGCAAUCUUGUCAACCCCCCCCAGAUGGAGAGGUAGGAUCUGGGCCAUGUGUUUGCUGAAAUCCUGCUGGCCAAUCCCGUGCGCAACACUGCUUCAACUGGAGUCCCCAAGCCCCCCGACAAAUCCCAGCCCCACCUGACCCAGGCUGGAGUGGGAUCUGGCCCGAGCCCCAGCAGGCUUGGCUGGUCCGCUCCUUGCUCAGAACUGUUCCAGUGACAGAUGAUGUGUGUGUCCCCAGCAUCACAACAGCAGGCAACACAGGAAGUCAGUAGCCUACAGCCUUGCCACAGGGACACCAUCCAUCAUUCGGCCUGACAGGGUGGCAUCCUUGUGAUACUUACAAGCCCUCGUGUUUUUGUUUGCAAAUGAUUAUUGAGUGGUGAAAUGGAUUGUUUGACAUAAUGUCAUCCUCAUUCAAAACAAAACAUGACAUGUCAUGAUUUGAGUUGUUUCAUGGUUUUAUUCAAGCCAGGAAAACCAUGUUACUGUCACCUGAAGUGAUUGAUUGGUCUUAUCAAAUAAUCUGGCAGCAUCAGAUAGCAGUAAAUGGCUCUCCAGAUGUCAAAGUCCCAAAGCUUGAAUAAAAGGGAUGGAGACGGGAUUCUGCAUGCACAUCACAUGUUGGGAAGAGUUGGAUGUUUGUGUCUAAAUUUUGAAGUUCCGUACUGAGGAGUAGACAAAUACGGUGAUAAACAAACCUUUGAAAUUGGGUCUGAUUCGUGCAUCAUACCCGGACGUGCGACCCAUAAGUGAGUCCAGAAAGUCUGAUGGAGACAUGUUCGAGGAUGAUCUGGGAUCGUGCUCCUUGGCAUCCACAACUCUGUAACAAAUGCGCGCACACACAGAGAGACACACAUUGAGGGGGAGAAAUCACUUUAUCAGACUGAAGUCGCGCCUGAAAACCGGGAUUUAAACCUUAUCUGCCGCCUACCAGCUGCACGGGAGUGACGGGCAAGUACGGGGAGGCUGGGAUGUGCGUUAAAGCGCACGCAUGAAUCAGACGAAUCCGAUGUGAUUUUUACGUCUCUGCAAAGACUUCACAGAAUAAGUCUUUUACUUUUCCAUUAUGGCACAAAUAUUUCAUCACUCUGAAGGUAAUACUCAGCGGAUCGUCGUAGGGAUAUUGCUAUGGCGCUACAAUAGAACGAGAUAUGAUGCCUUUACGUGCGUAAAUGUCACAAGUCCCGAUGUUGAAUGUCGUAUAUAUUCCAUGAAGGCUGUCGUCACUCAGAAAAAGAGUUCAAACAAAUGAAUACAGCAUACAAGGAUAUAACCAACUCAUUCUGUAGAGACAAGUCCCUGUCAGUUUGAUAUGGUUCCCUGCAAAUAGUGCGAAUACACGUCUCAAGUUUAGGAUACAUUUUUAAAAUAGACAAUGUGGAAAAAACCCAAAUCCUACCUGAAGUUUGUCUCCAUGAAACAUGUUAUUAAAGCUGCCAAAACCUUGAAAAAGCAGCGAUUCAUGCCCCGUGGUUUUCCCAUGUGCUCACUUUUUUAUUUCUUCCAUAUGUUUACAUUGGUCAAACACAUAAUCCAAAUAGAGGAUCUUUCCACCUCACCAGACCGUUUAGGUGCUCUUGUGUCUCACAAAAAGCAGGAGACAUCCCUCAAUGCAGCCACAGAUCAUAGUUUAGUUUCACGAAACUCCUAGAGACAGAUUUCUUGAAGCGGAGGUGAGGAGAGACAUCAGAACUGAGGACAGACGCGAGGAGGUAAAACUCCAAAACCGCGUCCUCUGGAAGCUUCAUGUCCUGGCUCAGGAUGUGGAUGUUACUCCGUGAAGGCAACCCGUCAGCCCAUGUAGUUACGCAUGAAGUGAAAUCUUUCGCAGGUGGAGGACCGUCCUCUGUUGAGGAAUGGGAGUGGAACGCCUUUUUUUCUCAUUUCAGCACUUGGACAGCUCCCGUCUCCGUUGCGCGCAAGCGCAAGUCUUAAAAGUGGUGGACGUGAGUUGGUUUACAAUAAAUCCAAUCAACGAAGGUGGUAAUAAUCAGAAACACGUUCGCACAUUGUAUAUAGUGGCUGUUGCAUAACGAAAGGUGUCAGUUUUAAAUGUAACGGCUUUUUACUGACGAGAGGGCGCGCGGCUGCGCAGCAGGACUAACUGGCUUUGGAGAUGUUUCAUGUGCUUCCAGUGGCUUAAUGAAGCUUCUGUGGAUACUGUGAACAGUCUAAUGCAAAUCUACAGCCUUUGGUGAACGUGUGAAUUGACCCUCAGUUUUAGUUCAUUAUCCAGAGAUAUGUUUCAGCUGCAAUCAGAAACAAACAGAUUUGUACUGUGGGCGUAUUGUUGUCUGGGUGACUCUGACGUCGAUCACACUUGGAUUUAUUUGCUGGCAUAUUUUUGGGUGCCCAUUUUUAUCUGUUUAAAGCCACCUCCAUCCUCUCGCAGAUAUGAAAAGUGUAAACAAAGGACGCACGAGCCAGAAGCCGCUGGGAGUGUAUUUGGCACCCUGGUUGCCCUGGAAACAGAUUUCUGAGGCACAUCAUUGGAAAAGCUGAAAGGUUGGCCUCCCAGAGCGAGACGGAAGAGAGCUGACUGACUGACAGAGACGCAGACGGAGACGGCAGGAAAUGUACUACAGGCUGGCUGAAGCCCAAGGGUGGUGAAACGAGAGGUUUAGUAGGCCACGGUGCAUGUAGAAAUUAUUCAAUAUAUAUGUAUAUAAGCUGCUGGUAUUGGUACAGGAGCUGCACACUGAGGCUGUGAGUGGGCUGAGAGGCUUCAUGAAUGACUCACUCUGCAUGAAGACUCAGGCAUGUGCUGAGGAGGAAACAGCUAAACUUAGGGAGUUAAAAAAAAAAGUAUUUCAUUCACAUCACAUGGACCUGCAGGCUCAGGGUGGUGAUGGAGCUUUCUCUGAGCACAUCACAUGCCUCAAAGCUGUGACAUCCUGGGGGCAAUAUUACACCUGAGUCUGACACUUGGUUGCUGACCAGGUUUGAGAUCACGCCGGGUUGUCUCACCUUGAGAGAAAGAGUCAUCCUCUUUUAAUGCCACGGUCUUAAAUGAAAAGUGUCACAUUAUUUCUCACUGAGGCGAGUGUAUGUAUGGCUUGCACCGGUGUGGGCGUUUGUGUCAUCAGAGGUCUUGUGUAUGUCAUGUUCUACAACAUGUUUAACUCCAUAAAUACUAAAUGUACUAUGUGAAUUAUUUACCAACUCACUCAUGUAUCCGCUUUUAUUUUAAAUCAAAGAAAACCAAGUAAAAAGAAGUGAAGAUUAUGGUUUAAAUAAAUGAGUGGACCUUAACUGUUUUAAAGAUAAAAUAAGUCCCCCAAAAAAGCAAAAGAAAGACGUAUUUCCUGAAAUUUCACCUGUUAGAGCUGAAAAUCCUUUUUGCACUCAAGUCUCUUCUCCCUACUUCUGAGACAGCUCUGGUCAGCUUGUCUGUGUAAUGACAACCUACCGCAGCUCCAAUUGGCCAUUAGUUUCCAUAUGGAAAGACUUUGGGCCAGGUGGGUCACAUAAUUAAAGGCGAACAAGUGUCAUUAAGGGAAGAGCCGCACUGCCCUCCCUCCAUCUCUCUCUCUUUUUCUUUCUGUCUGUGUGAAAAGAGAGUAUAAAACAGAACAAUCCUUUUGACGACAGCAGUCUGUCUGUCUCUUUAUCCAGAGUUUUUCACAGAGCUGUUCAAAUUAAAGGCUGAAGAUGGGCAAAGGCGUUAUUUUUAAGCUGCCCACACAGAAAUAAAAGAGAUUGGUGGCUAUAUACUGACAGUUAUUCUGCAGGGGAAUUAAGGCUUUUAAAUCAUGAGGUUCAUUGUGUUGUCUAAAAGGAUUUGCAGCCCAAUUGAUUACUUUGAAAUUAAAUCGAAUUAUUUUCAUAUUUGUAAUUAGUUUUUAUUUUAAACCCAAAAUUAACACACUAAAAGGUUAGUAUAUGUAUCUAAAUGUGUACACAGAAGGAUAAAGUAUAACCAGCUGGGUACUCCAUGAAGUCAAGGCUGUUGUCAUUGAUUUCUGCCAAUAAGUGAGGAGUUGUGGACUGACUGGAGAGCUCACCUGGAAACAACAAACAGGCUUUACCUCCCUGAUGCUCAUGUGCACUGGACUGGAGACAAUGGAGCGCUGCAGAGUAUCUAUUGCCCCAUCGAUUCCUUGUAUCUUUAUCCCACUUAAUGACUUUUUCGCUCUAUAAUUCAACACAUGGAGCUCAUCUUGAAGCCUAGAAGGGGAUCCAGGGGAGUAAGUUGUGAUGGGAGCUAUUUUUGAUGAGGCAGAGUAACAUGCAGGAGGAGGAGAGAGAAUGCAAAAAGAUUUAAUGAGUGGAUUCUUGAAGAGAAAUACAGAUUUAUGAAUUCUCCAGUGCUACAGCAGCCAACACACUUACCAUAAUCUCUCUGUUGUAACAAGAUGAGGAUAUUUUGAGGGCCCAUAUGUGGCAUGCAGGAGAAAUGUUAAGAUGAAGCACACGUCCAAGGUAUGACACAGGCUCUUCGAUAUGUCAUGCACUAAAAAGUAGGGGGAAAAAAAUCACCAACAGGAAAGAAAGCAGGAUUGACGCACCUUUACACACAGGAGACCCCUGAAAUAUUAAUCUCACUUUCUGUAAUUUAACACCAAACUUACCCUUUUAAAUUGAAGAUAGAGC